AUGUUUUGGGCAGCGUUGGUAUUUUCCACGCUCCUAAAUGGCGUCACGUCAGCAGGCAGCGCGACCACGGCGCGAGGUCAGUGGACGCUGACGAAAAACGGGACGACCUGUAUUAUGAUGUGGGCCCAGAUCGACCUUACGCUUUCGUAUUAUUCCGGAACCGGUCAGGAACAGGUCGACGUCCCAGUGCAAGUUCCGGCUGCCGCGACCACAGACGGCGACUGUGAUGCGAUGCUGUACCUAAAUGGCAACUACAUCAAGGGCCAAGUGUUGAAGCUGAACUUUGACUCGAAGGCUCAUUUGACGAGUUAUCGAGAGGAUGCCGCUGAUGCGCCGACGCAAGACUGGAAGGGCUGGUCGGCCACCUUUGCUUUCGCCAGGGUGGAGGAGCUGAAGCUCGGCGACAAUCAGUGGAUGUUGCUGCAGGUCAACAUCACUGCAAAUUACACGACAGACCCGGCGCAUUUCAAGAUUGAUGGGAACAACCCCGUCCACACCUACUAUCAGCACAUUGACCCGGCUGAGCCUCCAGAUCUGGCCGAUUCCAUCUACGCCUCCAACGGAUAUUCUCUAAAUUGCCCCAGCAAACAGAAAUUCGCCAUCAACAGCGACCCUAAAUAUGGGCCGUUGGCCUACAUCCAGUUCAGCCUUCUCAAGGUACAAGCCUUCAAAUCUGGGGCGGAUACAACGUUUGGAGAAACUGAAACCUGUCCCGCUGAUCAGCACAACACCGAUAAGGUGCCGAUCAUUGUAGGCGGCGUGCUAGCCGGGUUGACCGUGUUGACGUUGUGUGUUUAUUUGUUCUACCGCGCCCGCCUGCCGCCAGAGAUCAUCAACACGGUCAACCCGCACUCGCACUAUGAAAAUAAGGUGAUGGACGACGACGAGGACGAGGAA
Mesorhabditis spiculigera is the source of this 897-nucleotide messenger RNA. The record is from the annotation of a GenBank genome assembly. NCBI's taxonomy places the organism in Eukaryota, Metazoa, Nematoda, Chromadorea, Rhabditida, Rhabditidae.